CCCACAGCCCACAGCUGCUCUUUCAGGGCAGUUCUGGAGCUGAGCUUUCUCAUCCCAGUUUGCUGAAAAAUAUAAGCCAUGUCCUUUCUCUGUUCCUACGCGGUGGACACUUUCCUCUACCUCCUCCACUCAUGGUCCGCAGAAGCCUGCGAUGUGUCGGCCCCAAAAGGAAAAACAAAGAAUUCACAAGAGCACAUGGCCCCAGGAGACAGAAAACAUCGCCAUUCCUCUUGCCCAACAGCUGACAGAGUGCCAGAGGAAGAGGAACUCGAACGUAUUCUCGAGGACAAUCCUGCAGGAGCGCUGUGUCAGGAUCCUAGACGAGACGUUUUAGGAGGCCUGGGGGAGGACCCACGGAGUCCGCGGACCCUGAGGCUGCUCCUGGUGGGCAAAACGGGCAGCGGGAAAAGCGCCACCGGAAACAGCAUCCUGGGCCGGAGAGAGUUCGAGUCUAAACUCAGCGCUCAACCGGUGACCCUGACCCUCCAGCGGGGCAGCCGCGCCUGGGCCGGGCGGGAGCUCGAGGUGAUCGACACCCCCGACAUCCUGUCCCCGCGGGCCGGGCCGGAGGCGGCGGCAAGGGCCAUCUGCGAGGCGGUGGCCUUCUCGGCGCCCGGGCCGCACGCCGUGCUCCUGGUGACACAGCUGGGCCGCUUCACCGACGAGGACCGGCAGGCCGUGCGGCGCCUGCAGGAGGCCUUCGGGGUGGCCGUCCUGGCGCACACGGUGCUGGUGUUCACGCGCAAGGAGGACCUGGAGGGCGGCUCGCUGGAGGAGUACGUGCGGGCCACCGACAACCAGCACCUGGCCCGGCUGGACGCGCUGUGCGCGCGGCGCCACUGCGCCUUCGACAACGCGGCGGCCGGCGGCCGGCAGGAGGCGCAGCUGCGGGAGCUGCUGCAGAUGGUGGACGGCGUCCUGUGGGAGAACGAGGGCCGCCCCUACAGCUACCCGGCCUGCCGGGACUCCCAGCAGCGCGGCCUGCUGCGGGCCGCGCGGGAGACGCCGAUCAGCCGCGGGCAGGGCUCCGACGGGGCGCCCCUCCGGGAGCCCCUGCUGGAGGGACUGUGCCGGUUCCAGAAGGAAUUCGAGAAGGCGCACAGACAUCUGCUGAAGAGCGCGCCCAUCUGAGCUUCCGCUGGACCGCGGCCCCUGGAGCCCGCUGCCAGCCCGUCCCCUGCUCUCUCCAUCCCCGGGGCUCACUGGCCAUCCCAGGCUCCUGGGGGGGGGGGG
Neomonachus schauinslandi (Hawaiian monk seal) is the source of this 1233-nucleotide messenger RNA. It is a transcript of the gene GIMAP6, whose product is annotated as GTPase, IMAP family member 6. Gene Ontology annotation, molecular function: GTP binding. Gene Ontology annotation, cellular component: cytosol. NCBI's taxonomy places the organism in Eukaryota, Metazoa, Chordata, Mammalia, Carnivora, Phocidae. The record is from RefSeq and is a predicted model, not a curated record. Bases 79 to 1131 code for a protein of 350 amino acids. The transcript has 3 exons.